GUCUGCGCAAGUGCGUGGUGACACUGCGCAGCAUAUCCGGCGUCUUUAUAUUCAGUAUACUCUUCAACCUUCGAUGUUAAUCGGUUGCUUUCUGUGUUCACAUAUUUUUGUCCACCGUGUAUGUGACAUCGAAGUGUCAUAAAGUGCUUCAAAGUUAGAAAUAAGAGUAGAAGGGUCCCCUUGAGUUGCGCGAAACAGUUUUUAGGUAUCUGCAGCAGCCAGAGAUGGAGAAGUCUACCAUGCAUGGUGCUGUACAAAACAUUCGCCAGAGUUGGCCGCAUGGUGCAGCACCAGUACGUAGCGGCAAGCAAAUCCCGAGGGUAGAAAUUCAACCCUCUUGGCAGGAAUCCACUGGAAUCCAUCAAUGUUCGAUCAAUCUGACCAUUCAGUAUCCUUCACCGAAGAAGAUUGACCGUACAGGAAACGUAAUCUCUCUCAUCCAAUUCGAGGAUGCAAGCGCAACGAGAAGGCAGCGGCUACCAUUCACGCGAAGAAACAGUUUAAGGGGUCAUUCGGAGGGACGAUGACUUACGUUGCACAGGGAAACGCAACGAUCGCGGGGUAGAGGAAGAAAAUUAGAAAAUUUACAAAUGGCUGAGGGUCAGAAUCGAUAUCGUGACGCAAGGAACCUUGAAAGUUUUCGAGGUCGAGGUGCCUUCCUCUCCGUAUCAGCGAGCCCAUACAGCGUGUUACAUCGAGAUUGAUGCGUGUGAAGUUCGCGUACAGUCGAACACCUUGAAGAGAAACGCAUCGGAAGGAAAACAAUGAUAAUUGCUUCGAUUUUCACGCGAAAGUGUUUUGAUUAGAUCGAGCCUCGUUGACGCUUAAACACACCGUCGUCGACAAUGAGUUUCUUCAAUUCGUUGCAACAGUACGUGACCGACAGUGUCGCGAGUUUAAGUUUGAGCCCGAAGAGAUUCUCGUUCAGUCGAGAAGACUCGACGACCAGCGGGACCGGAAGAAGCGGAUCCACCGGAAGCGUGACCGGUGCUAAUAAUACUAACUCCACCGCGCAACAGUCGACUCCUCAUGGCUAUCCAAAGGUGGUGCCACCCCCCGGGACGGUCACGUCCUCCCACAGCCGUUCCUUGUCGACGCGAAGACGGACCCUCGAGGGGACUUCCAGCCCCGGUUUGACGGUGCAUCCGGCUACCGGAAGUGCGUCGGGUAGCACCUCGCCCCGGAGGGUUGGCUCUUUUCGCAGAAGCACCGGUUCGGCGGAUCGACCGCCUUUGAUGUUCUGCAGAAGGAGACCCUCUUGGCCGGAGGUCGACAUACAAGCCACAUCCGGGGUUCAAGAGACAGACGGUUCCUUCUUCGAAAGUUUCACCGCAUUAUCCUGGAAGCAGCAAAAUCGAAGGCUGGUAGUUUUACAAGAGGUGGAGGCCAGAGCGAAGGAACCACCGCCCCCGUCCAGAGACAGCAGUUUGACAUCAUCGCAACCCUAUCGUUUCAGCAAAAAGGAGUUGGAGCAAUUGUACAUAGAAGUCCUUUACACGAUUGCCAACACGGUGGGAGCCAGUACAGGACAAUACGCCCACUACAAAGAGGAUCUUUACAGAUAUGCACAAGAGGCUUUUGAAGUUCCACAGGAUCAACAUCGACGAUAUUUGAAUAUUGCAUCCGAGGAGAAGCCUCCCAUCGUUGUCCUAAAUGUGGUGGUCGUCGAGGCGGAAGGACUCGAGGCCAAAGAUGCAAAUGGAUUCAGCGAUCCUUACUGUAUGCUGGGAAUUCAACCGGGCAACACAGGUGCACCAUUGAGUCCACAGACGAAUUUAACAGCCCAUUCACCCCAUACACCCCCUGCAUCACCCAGGCAAGCAACACGUGCUCUUUCUGACGGGGCUGAAACGGAAAAUUCCCAUCAUGAGAAACUACGGAAGCAUCAUAGUUUCAGAUUGUCGUUCAAGCGGAAAGAGCACACGAGCAGACGCGAGCAUCGAGAAUCCUUAAGCGGUGCGGUGCCGGCGAAGUUUAUACGCGCGACCAGCGUGAAGCCGCACACGCUCAGCCCACGAUGGAACGAGAAGUUUCGUUUCGACAUCGAUGACAUCAACACGGACAUUCUACACCUGGACAUAUGGGACCACGACGACGAGUCCUCGGUGUUUGACGCGGUUAGCAAGCUGAACGAAGUCCGCGGGGUCAAAGGACUCGGACGUUUCUUCAAGCAAAUCGCUCAGAGCGCGAGAUCCGGGGGUCAGGAUGAUUUUCUUGGUUGCGUGAAUAUUCCUCUUCAGGAUAUUCCUAGCACCGGUCUUGAUCGAUGGUACAAACUAGAGGCCAGAACGCAACGAAGCACUAUUCAGGGUAGAAUUAGAUUAAAGCUACGGCUGUCAACUAGAGAAGACAGGGGAACGUCGGAGGAAGACAACUGGGGUGAACUGAGACAGCAGAAAAGACUUUACACGGUCUUUCUCAAUCAUGAAAUGAAUAAACAAGGGGAAGAUUUCACAGGAGAAUUGCCACAAACGGCACUAACGAUUCUUCAUCAACACGCCGUCCAAGGUGAUGUCACGGAACUGCAACAAGCAUUAGUUAAAUGGGUAGCAACAUCCAGGCAACCGACUUGCGAUCCAAGGAUCCUUCAUCGCCUUCUUCAGGAACUAGACAAUCUCUGGCACACGGACACCCUAUCUCGAGACGAGGAGCAAUGUCUUGCCGAUUCUUUUAAUGAAUUUCUCGAAGUUACGUUGAAGAAAGUUCGACAGCAUCGAGUACUCUUCCCACCGCUGCAUCGAUCAUCCAUUUCCAAACUGGAUUAUCUACUUAAAUGUUUAGGAUUACUGUCAAACAUGAAAGCUUUCCGAACCUGUUGCCCGUUCAACAAGGAAAUUCGUGGAGAAAUUAUAACUGCCCUGAGAAAAGGAACUCUUGAAUGGUACGAAGAUACGAGGCAGCAGACAAUGUGUUACGAUAAGGAACCCGAUCAGGAUGCAGAUAAAGUCUUGCAAGACUUUACGAACUUAGUAACUGCAUUACUCGUAGACUUGGAACAGGGACUCACUUACUAUAAUAGCCUUUUCGAAAGCACGAACGGCGUGCCAUAUUUCUCGGCAGUGUAUAAACAAUUGGACAAACUGCUGGCGGAACACGUGGUGAAACACAUGGAGAACACAUCCGAGAUGCAAAACGAGCUGGGAGCAAGAGUCACAACAGCUUGUCUUCAGCUUCAUGGUCAGAACGGAGACGACGAGUACGUGCUACCCCCGGGGGCGGAGAUAGGAACUCCGAUGUUCGAGUUGUAUUUGGCUCUGCAAGACUUUGUAUUUAUGAAGGAAAACCUGCCGCAGUCAGAUCAUAAAACUUUGGCGAUUUGCAAGUAUUACGAGUGGUUCCGACCAGCUGUCGACAAAUGGUUGGAUCUUGCUAAACUAAAAGCUAUCCAACGUGUAAGGAAAUCGGCUGAACUGGAUCGAAUAUGCACCGGUGAAUACAUAGUGAAGCAUUGUACGUCUGCUAUUGAUGUUACAGCCUGCUUCUAUCAGAUCAAAGAAUUUUGGAAAAAGCUAGCCUGGCCUGAUUUACCUGGAUCUUACAACUUGGUCCUGAAAGUGGUCGAUGCAAUAUGCAGUUCAGCAGCUUACUAUGCAGAAAUUACACACCAGAAACUAGCUGACAGUGGAUAUUACGAGGAGCAAACGCCUUAUAAGACAACAGACGAGGUAAUCGCUCAGAUGUGCGUGGCAAUCAAUGGCCUCGAAUACGUCCGGAGAUGGCUUCUGGAUUUAGGGGAGGAACUACAUGUCGAGAAGCUUUUGACAGCUUUGGAGUGUCAAGCCGGCGAAUCAGCUCGGAUGCAGUGGAGGACUGCUUUGACAACGCCACUUGAACAGACACCGGGACAAAUGUUGCUGUUCAUUAAUCAGAUCGUUUCAAGAAUCGGCACGAAGAUGAGACCACCUUUGAAGAAGGCGAUGUUCCAUCUGGCUUGGUCACCGGACAGUUUACCCACUGCUGAGGCAAUCGCACCUUUGUUGGAAUAUUUAGAUGUUCAUUUGGUAGCGUUAAACUCCGCUCUCCUUGUGGUAAAUUUCAAUCGAGUCCUCCAAGACAUCUGGGAGGUGGUACUUGCAGAACUUAGUAAUCAGAUGGAUGGGAACGCAGGUGACAAACCAGCGAUGUUUUACGAAAGACUCCACGAGGCACUGGAUCUGUUGAUCAAAUUCUUCCACGCGGACGAGAAGGGUUUACCAUACGAUGCGCUUCAUUGUCAAAGUUUUUUGAACGUCGAGGAACGACUGCAGUACCAUAAAAUGGACACGACGUUCUUGAUUGAUCGAUUUUAUCGACAACGACUUCAGGACCAAUUGAACACCGUGGCUUCCGAGUACGGUGUUCUAACAGUGAGAGCGUAUCUAAAUCAUGAUUCCCUCUGUGUUGAAGUUAUAAACGCCAGAGAUGUGAUACCAUUAGAUCCGAAUGGUUUCAGUGAUCCAUUCGUCAUCAUCGAAUUGCUACCACGAAGAGUGUUCGAGCAUUGUGCCGAGCAGAGGACCAACGUGAAGAAGAAGACUCUGAACCCUAUGUUCGACGAAUGUUUCGAAUUCUCAGUAAGUGUCGAGCAAUGCCGGAGUCCAGAUUCUAUGGUACUGUUCACGGUGAUGGACCGUGAUGUCCUCACGGCUGAUGACUUCGCUGGCGAAGCAUUCUUAGGGCUAAGCACCAUACCAGGUGUGGCCGACACGAAUGCGAGCAUAGACAAUUUCCAUGGCCUCAAACACACCGAGCUGCCUCUUAUGCAGCAAAAGAAUCGAAGUCACCCGAUUCUUCAAAUUCUGGAGACGAGAGUCGGUGACAAAGUGGCCCUCGACUUCGUUAAGAAGCAGAAACAACGAUUCGCAUCGACGUAAAACGGGUCCAUGGCUAAUAGAGCACCGCGGAAACAAAUCAGUUUUGUUCGUGAUACAUUAAUAUCGUAUUGACUCUAUUUAUCGAUCAAUGAAAAAAAAAAAGGAAGUUAAGAGAUUUAUCCGCGGAUAGCUCGUCGACUCUGUUCCCCGUUCGUCCUGAAAUUUGCCAGACCUUUCUCAGUGUAAAUCGUGUUGAAUAUAAUCGGUGUUGGUAACUAAAGAAAUUAACUAAGAAAAGUCA
Osmia bicornis bicornis is the source of this 5094-nucleotide messenger RNA. It is a transcript of the gene unc-13-4A, whose product is annotated as BAI1-associated protein 3. The record is from RefSeq and is a predicted model, not a curated record. NCBI's taxonomy places the organism in Eukaryota, Metazoa, Arthropoda, Insecta, Hymenoptera, Megachilidae. Bases 846 to 4853 code for a protein of 1335 amino acids. The transcript has 29 exons.